AUGUACCCCUGGGUUGUAAUAGCACCAAGAGUUGAGAUCAAUAAACAAAAGAACCAGGCUCGAUACGAGCCUGUUGCUAUACGCCGGCUACCGAGUGGUUCGUCUUUGCCGUCGAUCGUCACCGUCGUCGGAAAGUACUCAGCGUCGGUUCUAGGCCAACAGAGCCCGGUGCUACCUCCGAUGGGGAUGCCGGGCUGCGUCACGUCCUGCGGCGAAGUGGAGGUGCCGUACCCGUUCGGCAUUGGCGCGGACGCCAGCUGCUACCUGCCGGGUUUCAACCUCACCUGCGAAAACACUGCCGGCUCAAGCCCACGGCUGCUGCUCGACGCCGACGGCACUAUUCAAGUACUCAUUUAUAUCAGCCUGAGGGCACAGUCAUCCCUAGAGGUCCAAUACAACGGUGACGUAAAAGUCGAUGUGGAUGCACAUGGCAACGGCAACGGGACGUUCAGUCGAGGCCUCAGGAGCGACGGCCCAUACUCGCUGUCAACCAUGAAGAAUAUCCACAGCGAGCUCAUCCUGACGGGCUGCAAUGUGCAGGCGACGGUGAAGAGCGGCAACGACACGGUGGCCAGCUGCACCUCGCUCUGCGGCGACAAAGCAGACAGGGAUCCGUAUGCAACCGAUGAUGAAAGCAGCGUGGCCCAGCCAUGCUCCGGUGGCACAGGCUGCUGCCGCGCGGACAUCGUCACGGUGGACGGUUACGACGACAAGGAGGGUGAAGUACUAUACAACAGCAGCAGCACCGGCACGUCGAAAUACACCGUGCAGCUCAGAUGGUUUGGUCGGAAACGUAGCGCGGACCUAGAGCGAUUCCCUCUACGCGUUUUCGUCGCCGACAACAGGUGGUUCGAUGAUAGCUCCAUCUAUAACGAUCUGCUACAAACAGGUCAGCCCCCGUCAGAAGAAACAAUGAAAGUUCCCCUUUGGUUGAGUUGGGAGGUUGUUGGCCCUUCCAGCGGCAGUGUCUGCAAGAGCAACCACAGCGAACGCAUAAAGGGUAAAAGAAGGGGAGGCUACAUGUGCCAAUGCAGCCAAGGUUACUAUGGCAAUCCCUACCUCACCAACGGGUGCCAAGAUAUAAACGAGUGCCAGGAUUCACGUCCAGCCACUAAUUGCUACGGUGAAUGUAUAAACAGGGAAGGCUCAUUCACAUGUCGGUGCCCACCAGGAACCACGGGCAACCAUAGUGUACCAGGUGGAUGCGUUGUUGCCGCUGUCACAGGUAGUUGCAGCAGGUUAUGCGGGGGUCUGGAGGUGCCUUACCCAUUCGGAUUUGGUCCGUCCAACUGCUCCCGGCCAGGGUUUGGCCUCGUGUGCGAGACAAACCUUGACUCCCCGCGGCUGCUUCUUGGGAAUAGCGAGUUCAGGGUCGUCAAUAUCUCGCUUACCAAUACCACGAUGCGCAUCAUCCAUAUUGACAACCUUCUGUCCUACUCCUUGUCGUUGUUCUCACCUGAUGAGAACAUUCCUGUACGGGGCAAAUUCUCUUUUCGUUUCCCGGGAGAGACACCGUACUCGCUUUCCACCAGCAAUGAGCUUAUCCUAACAGGGUGCAACACGCAAGCGACACUUUUGGGACAUGGUAAUCCAGCUAUCAUAAGCGGAUGCGCCUCCUUUUGCUCCCACAACGACACUAAUAUCUGGGGCAGGUGGCCAACAGGCCGCGUCCAUGGUGGAAAUGGCGGCAAGUCCUGCUACGGUAUGAGCUGCUGCCAAGCGCGCAUCUCCGAGUCUAUGGAUGGAAUGCCUAGUGAUUUUCUCUUCGAACGGUUCGAUAACAACACCCCCGAGAGUCAAAUAGACUUCCCUGGUUAUGUGUUCAUCGCGGAAGAGGGAUGGUUCGAUCAAACGCGAGUCACCAGCAAACUGAUGAGGGAGAGUCGACGUCAGCAACAGGACUCGAAGGCGACAGUCCAUAUGGAGGUUCCCUUUAUUCUACAUUGGGAAGUUUUGCAUAAUGAAUCAUCAGCCAACGUGAGGUCGCAUCGGGAUUGCUCUUCUGAGGUAGCUGGCGACCUCUACAGGAGCCAGUUCAGCCACUGCAAACCUGGGAACAGAGGGUAUACGUGUCAGUGCAACGAGGACAACCACGGCAACCCCUACAUCAUCGACGGAUGCAAAGGUGGUCGUCGCGGCAAAUCCUUCAAAGGUUCAAGCAUCAUUAUCGGAGUUGCUAGUGGGGCCAGCAUCAUACUAUUAGUCCUCGUUGCAUACUUUAUUUCCUACAAGUUGAAGCAUCGGAGGGCACAAAUGUUGAAACGGAAGUAUUUUGAGCAAAACCGUGGGCAACUGUUGCAACAAUUGUUAUAUCAAAGAGCCGAUAUUGCAGAGAAAAUGAUCAUAACCUUGGACGAGCUAGAGAAGGCAACAAACAAUUUUGAUAAAGCUCGUGAACUUGGCGGUGGUGGGCAUGGUACCGUCUAUAAAGGCAUUUUAUCGGACCUUCAUGUUGUAGCCAUCAAGAAACCAAAGAUGGCGGUUCGAAGGGAGAUUGAUGAGUUUAUUAAUGAGGUUGCUAUCCUAUCACAAAUCAACCAUAGGAAUAUAGUAAAACUAUAUGGGUGCUGCCUUGAAACAAAAGUCCCAUUGUUGGUCUAUGAGUUCAUAUCCAAUGGAACUCUUUAUGAUCAUCUUCAUGUUGAAGGACCAAUGUCGUUGUCAUGGGAUGAUAGGCUACGGAUAGCAACUGAAACUGCCAAAUCUCUUGCUCAUCUUCACUCAACAGCUUUAGUACCCAUCAUCCAUAGAGAUGUCAAGCCUGCUAACAUACUUUUGGAUGAUACUCUGACAGCAAAGGUAGCAGACUUUGGAGCUUCAAGGUACAUUCCAUUGGACAAAUCAGGUCUCACAACAAUAGUACAAGGGACACUUGGAUAUCUUGACCCGAUGUACAUGCACACAUGGCGCCUCACGGAGAAAAGUGAUGUUUAUAGCUUCGGUGUUAUGCUUAUAGAGCUGAUGACUAGAAAGAAGCCAUUUACCUACAUGGCUCCCGAGGGCAAUGGUCUUGUGGCACAUUUUGCCACCUUAUAUGCGGAAGGCAACUUUUCGCAAAUAUUGGACCCACAAAUUAUGAGUGAGGGUAACAACAGAAUUGAUGAAAUCGCCGGAAUUGCGGUAGCAUGUGUGAAAAUAAGAAGGGAAGAACGACCAACAAUGAGACAAAUAGAGUUGAGACUGGAAGCUGCUCAGUCAACUGCCAGAUCUGAGGCAAAUUGUGAUGUUGCAGCAAACUCUUUAUCAGCAAGCACAGCAAGACUGACUAGCAGACAAUAUAGUUUGGAACAAGAGUACAUAUUGUCUGCUAGAUAUUCACGGUAG
Molecule: messenger RNA, 3324 nt
Organism: Hordeum vulgare subsp. vulgare (domesticated barley)
Lineage: Eukaryota; Viridiplantae; Streptophyta; Magnoliopsida; Poales; Poaceae
Product: wall-associated receptor kinase 2-like
Exons: 7
Coding region: 1-3324 (1107 amino acids)
Biological process (GO): protein phosphorylation; cell surface receptor signaling pathway
Cellular component (GO): plasma membrane
Molecular function (GO): polysaccharide binding; ATP binding; calcium ion binding
Source: RefSeq, a predicted model, not a curated record